CAGCUGUUGAGCUUCGAAAGUCACUUCAACUGAAAAUAACUUUUUAUUUUUUUUACAUAUUUGUUGGACAACAAAUUUGAAGUGGUGGGAAAGCGGAUAAAAGCGCAACAAACUGGAAAGUUUUUGGUCAAGAAAAUUCGCCGAGCUUUUGUGGGCCAACAUGCAAAACCAGUCAACACACGGAAAGCAAAAGAAGGCCAGUAAUAGUCGGUUUUGUUAAAGCGCCGCGUCAACAACGCCAAUAUUCGGGUGUACAACGAAAUUUCGUGCUAUUUUUAACCGAUUUGCAUUGCUGUUGUGUGAGUGUUGAGGAAAUUUUUAGCUGAGUAUAAAAUUGUUAAGCACAAGCUUCGAAUAGUGAUACUGUGUUACCUCAACAGAAAAACUCUAGUGGCAGUCCCGCGUGGAUUGCUUACGUGACGUCAUUUACAUAUGUAGUAACAUAGCAUAGCUGAUACAUGAAAUUUAAUAUAUGUACAUAAUUAUUACAAAGGCAAUAUUGUGCGCGCUUUAAACUGUGAUUCAAUCGAGCUUUCUUUACAAAGCAAAAAAAUCAAAACAAAAGCGUCAGUGUUCUAUUAUUAGUCAUAAAUAUAAAUAUUUAAUUAAGUUAGUAAGAUGCAAGCAGAUAAAUAUCAACUAGUGCGUUAUGCUCGGACUUGUUUGCGUUUAUUCCAACCGCAACAAAUACACACAAACAAACAACAAACACGAUUAUUAACACAAUUGGGAAACCAGCGAAAUCAGUUGAAUUUAGUAGGUGGUACUACGCUCGCCAACACUAUAGUGAACAACAAUUUUACUGCCAGCGCUACCAGCAUUGCCGGCAUCUUUUUGCAGCAACGUUAUCAACAUGCCCACCUCCCUCGACUACAAAGCAAUACUCACAACCGUCAUAGUAACUUCCGUCAGCCACAUACAAAUAUUUGUACACAAGCUAUAACGCCGUUACGAGGAAAAUAUCCAACCGAUACGGCCCAUGAGCCUUUGUGUUCGGAACGCGCGCGUGAAUUGGUCUACAAUUUGAAGGAUUCGGAGCGUGAGGCUAUCAAGAAUGCGCUAGCGAAGUAUGAUUCUGAUCGCCAACGGGCGGGCUAUGAAGGCAAACUUGCAGCAACACAAUGGCGCACACGCUUCGGCCGCCCCUCGCAGGUGCCGCGACUGGGCGAAGUUGAUCCCACAGGCCGUUAUUGCGCCUUUCCUGAGGAUUGGCUUAAACAAAGAGCGGCGGCCAAGGCUCCACCUCCCACAAUGGCAGAUUUGCGGCGAAUUUGCAUAGUGAACGCGGUGCCAUUCAUCGCUUUUGGCUUUCUGGACAAUUUCGUCAUGAUAGUUGCGGGCGACUCAAUCGAAAGCAUAUUUGGCGCCUUCAUGUGCAUCUCAACGAUGGCCGCCGCUGGUCUCGGCAACACGGUGAGCGACAUACUCGGCAUCGGUUCGGCGUACUAUGUGGAACGUGGUUGCGAAAUGAUGGGCUUCCGCCUACCCGACUUGACGCCAGUUCAAAUGGAAAUGAAAUCCAGUCGGCACUCAGCCAAUUUGGGUCGCAUUGUUGGCAUAACAAUUGGUUGUCUCUUAGGUAUGGUUCCUCUGCUCUUUAUGAAGAAGAAAGAUCCAAGUGAAGUUGCGGCUGCAAAACCCGAAAACUGUUAAGGCUCCAAAUUCUUCGCUUACAUUUUUUUUAAUUUCCGUUCCAAAAUUAUAUUAAGUUUAAAUAUACAUACGUAUGUAUAUAUAUGUAGAUAUGUGCUUUAUUAUUUUCGCAUAAAAUUGAUAUAAGAUGAUUUUUUUUUAAAUAAUUUUAAAGGUUAGAAUUGAUUUUAGCAAUUGGUGUGACUCAGGCUCAGAUGCAAUAAAUGGAAGAAGACUACACAUACAUAUGUCACAAGUACAUACAUAUUGUACAUAUAUAUUUAAUUAUGUCAACGAAAAAUAGUUCAAUAACAUGAAAAUACUGAUUUUUUCUUUAAUAAUUUGUAUGCAUAGUAAAUGUAUGUACAUAUAUGGUAUAUGUAUUUAGGUGUAUGAUUUUUUACGAUUAUUUUGUGCGAUUGACUUUCUUUCUAAUAUGUAUAUUUUUUUUAACAAUUUUGUUUUCAAAUUUUAAGCGAAAAUAUAUGUGUUAUUUUUAAGAAGUAUUCUAUAUUCGCCUUUUUUAUUUUUCUUUGAUUAGUAGGUAAGCUCGUAUUUUAUUAAAAUACAUUUAUUUGGUUUUUUGACAGUUGCUUUUGUUUUUUUUUUAUUGUAUUUUGUUACCAUAUUCUAUCCUUCCUUGGUUAACCCCACUUUUUCGCUUUUAAAUUAAAGCAAAACGAACUUUACUGCUUCUCUCUGAUAUAAAGAACAAAAUCUUCUCACAAAAACCUUUAAAAGUUCGUAGCCAUACUAAAACGUCAGGUAUCAUGGAAUGAUACUUCAAGAGUUAUAUCACUUUUGAUUUAGAAUAGAUCGAUCUGGCUGCACUUCGAGUAUCAUGGCAUGAUAUUUAAAGAGGUAUAUCACUUCUGUUUUUGAAUAUAUCAAUCUGGCUAUACUUGUCUUUAUGUCUAAGCAUAUGAAAUUCACACUAACGACGUGACUCAAAAAUCACAAAUUCUCCGGCACAUUUCAACCUUCUCAUUUAAUAACUCAUUUGCCAAUUAACUAUUCAAUCAACUAACUAUAUGCCUUACACUAAUCACACGUGUACCUUCAACUUAUGUAUCGCUUUUUUAGAAAAAUAAAUUUAACACUAAUUAAAAUGUGUAUUAUCUACCGAAAGUAUUAACUAAAUUGUUGUAUACAGCCAGAAAAAAGGGCUUAAGCCUGGCUAAAAAAAUAUAUAUAUACUUAUAAGUAAAAAAAAUAAAAUAGUAUAUACUAUCCUAGAGCAAGAUAUGCUAAAUAUAGAGAAAUAUUUAGAAACCAUUAAAAAAUUCACUCAAAAGUAUUAGUUUUAAGCACUUGGAAAGUUCUAGUUUAUUAAACUUACUUAACUAAGAGCAAAAUCUAUUUAUUUUCUGUCUUCCAAACAUAUAAUAUAUUAUUAGUUAUAGUGCACAGUAAGCAAUUUAAAUUUUAUAGGUUAAGACUAGUUUCAACUUGCAGAUUCUUAGAAUUGUGCUAAAAAUUGCUUUGUUGUAGUUGGAAUGCGUUAAAAUUUCGGCUGUUGUCUAAUAAAUCUUCUUCAUAGAAAAAUGAUAUUCUAGUAAUUCUUGUCUUUGACACUUGUUAAGGUUAUAAUAGAAUUCUAAAUAAAAUAAAAGUCAAAAAGAUUUGAAAACUGCCAACUGUAUAGCUUAAAGUGGAAACAAUUCUCAAACAAACAUGAAAAUGUAUACCUAAAACCUGCCCUUUAUUAAUUAAUAGGGAACUUAAGUCAGCCCGUCCUAAUUAAUAUUUCAGUACAGCUUCAAAUGUAAAUUUCACACUCAAUACUUGCAUAUACUAUAUGUGUGUAUUUAUUUAAUAAUACGAAAAUAUAUACAAAUAAAAUUUAGAAUUGCUCAAAUGCAGUAUUAUCCAAACAUGGGAAAGCAAGUACCAAGAAAUUAAAAGACACCAAUCAUUGAGGUUAGAAAUCUGAAGUAAGCAAUAGCCGAAUAUAAAAUUAUAUAACAGGUAGUGCGUAUGUUACUUUAGUAGAAAUAUUAAAUUGAGCUUUAUAAAUGGCAAAAAAACCAUAAUAAAUUUAAUAAACUGUUAGUUUAUGUGUAUACAAGUAGUGAACAGCAAAAAUUCAAAACCCAAAAAACAUGAUAGAAAACAGGCUUGAAUUUAGUAGUGAAAAAAGUAGUUAAAAUAAUUCAAAAAUAAAAUGUGUGCAUACAAAAAAAGAA
Molecule: messenger RNA, 3818 nt
Organism: Bactrocera neohumeralis
Lineage: Eukaryota; Metazoa; Arthropoda; Insecta; Diptera; Tephritidae
Product: transmembrane protein 65
Exons: 6
Coding region: 619-1653 (344 amino acids)
Cellular component (GO): mitochondrion
Source: RefSeq, a predicted model, not a curated record